Molecule: messenger RNA, 585 nt
Organism: Seminavis robusta
Lineage: Eukaryota; Bacillariophyta; Bacillariophyceae; Naviculales; Naviculaceae
Source: the annotation of a GenBank genome assembly
AUGGACAACGGUCCCCGCAACUCUGGUGGCAAAAUGUCAUUGAUGGACAUUCAAGCCGAACAAGAACGCGAGCGCUCGUAUGGCAACAACAAUCGCCGUGGCAGUCGCUCGUCUUAUAAUAGUAACAAUAACAACAACAACAGUGGCAACAACAACAACAACAACAACUAUCAUCGCAGCAGCAGUGGAGGUGGAGGUGGAGGACGCCGUGGAAGUCGCCGUGGCUCGGAUCGAUCGAGUCUUCCGUUGGAACGUGGCUGUAUCUGCAGUCUCAAGGAAAAAUUUGGUUUCAUUCAUUGUGCCGAUCGUCCCAAUGAAAUCUUUUUCCAUUACAGUGAAGUCACCAGUCCUCAUCCGGAUCAUUUGCAAAUCGAUGACGAAGUGGAAUUCCGCGUGGGCAAAUCGAGAGACAAUCCGGACAAAUUGGCCGCCUUGGAAGUCGUUCAGUUGCCCACUGGCUCCAUUGAAUGGGAGUACGAAGAGACUCCUGGAAAACGCUUUCAGGGAAUCAUUGAUCGUCCAUUGAUGAGAAGUGGAAGCGGCAGCAAUGGAAGAAACAACAGCGACAACAACAACAACAAAUAG